AUCUGUGAUUGGUCUGAGAACUGCUUUCAUUUCUGUGUCUGUUCCCCUCAGCGUUGGUCUGCACUGUAACAGCAGCAGAGAGCGGAUGCACUUCCUCCGACUGCAGUUAGUCUUUUUACUCAAUUUUAUUUUCCACCCUUUUUGAUUUUGAACCUCUGCAACUGACAUUUCUCUGGACUUGAAAACAUGAGCACAGAUUCGCACCAGCUGAAACAAUAGCGACUAAUUACACUCUCGACAAACUAUAAACACGGCCGAAAAAUCCAUCUGAACUCAGUACAGGAAAACGAUGAGGCCGGCGACUGAGGCCCUCUGGGCGGCACUCAUGUUGGCGGGACUCCAGCAGCUCACCUCUCUCGCCACAUCACCUGACAGCAGCGUGGACCGCUCGUCCCAGAACCUCCCCUCUGUCCCCAGAGACCUGCCACCGGGGGUUGAGUUUUUAGAUCUGUCACACAACCACAUACGGCAACUUCACCAAGGAGACUUUAAAAACACCACUCUCCUGAGGCGCCUGAAUGUGUCCUGGAACAGUCUGGAGGGGAUAGAUCCGGGGACGUUCCUCAACACUCCACUCCUGGAGGAUCUGGACCUGUCCCACAACAGGCUGAGGAACCUGUCGGGUCAGCAGUACCUCCUGCACACAGGAAAUCUCCUGUUGUUGAAUCUGACCUGGAACUCGUUCGUCACAAUGACACUGGGGGAUUCUUUCCGUUCCCUGGCGAAACUGGAGAGAUUGGCACUUGAGGCAGAAAACAUCAGUGUGGGUGACUUCAAGAGCAUCGCUGAAAAGAAACUGCAAACACUUACACUUUGUCUGGGGGAUGAGCUGGGUUAUGAGGCAGGCAGCCUGAAGGACGUUCACGCUCAAAGGCUUCAGAUAGCCUCCACCAGUAGUAAGAUCGUGGACGGUGGCUUGUAUUCUGAUGCUCUGUCAUUCUUUGACGAAGUGGAGUUGAUGAAUUUGACUGGUGGCUACAGGGAACUUACUGAGCAGCUUAGCCAGAGGGUAAAAAUCCGCACUUCUCAUCUUUAUCUCACCAACAUAUCAAUCAAAUGGUACGACUUAACUUACUUUGUCAAUGUGAUUCUGCAAACUUCUAUCACCCAUUUGGACAGCUCUGAUGUGAGCCUGUAUAAUUUGCCCUAUGUAGACACUAAGGUGACCCAGAAGUCUAGAAUGAAAUCCGUCUCGAGUAGAAGGAUUGUGGUGAAGUCUUUCUUUUUCUCACAGGAGGCCGUAUACAACUUCUUCAUCAAUAUGCCUGUGGAGAGUUUCUCAAUCACAGAGUCUCCAAUCAUUCACAUGACCUGCCCAAAGUCACAGAGUCCAAUGCUCCAGCUGGAUUUCUCCUACUGUGCUUUAUCGGACACCAUCUUCUCCAUGGUGGAGGAACAGCAAACUCUUGAGUGCCAGACUCUCAGUAACGUGAGAAAACUGAUUCUGGUCAGCAACAAUCUCAAGAGUCUCCAGCUGCUGAGCCAACGCAUGCAACACAUGAAAUCACUGCAGCAUCUUGACCUCAGCCUCAACUCCCUCUAUUACGAGGGUAUAGAUGAGUGCGUGUGGCCAGCAAACAUCACCAAUAUGACUCUGUCCUCCAACCGUCUCACGGACUCUGUUUUUAAAUGUCUACCAAAAGGAAUAGAGACGCUGGACCUCCAGAACAACCAGGUUUCUGUGGUGUCGUCAUCCAUCUUAAAAAUGGAAAGCCUGACAUCUCUGAAUCUGAUCGCCAACCGGCUGCGGGACCUGCCUGUGUGUGACGGUUUCCCUAAACUGAACGAGCUUCUGCUCGGGUCAAAUUCCCUCCACGCCCCGUCUGUGAACAGGCUGGAGACCUGCCCCGAGCUGAGAACCCUGGACGUCAGCUACAACCCCUUCACCUGCACCUGCGCUCUGAGGAGUUUCAUACGACUUGGCAUCGAAUCUGAAAGGAAGAACAGUCACAGAGGGAUUGAAUUAUUGCGCUGGCCAGGGGAGUAUUACUGCACCUACCCAGAGGACGUGCGAGACACCAUCUUGAAAGACAUCUGGAUUCAAGAGAUCACCUGCAAUGUUGGCGUCCUGGCAGCCACCAUCUUGUGCCCAGCAGUGGUAGUGAUUUUGGUAGUUAUGACCCUGUGCCAUCGUUUAGACAUUCCCUGGUACAUGGGGAUGAUCUGGCAGUGGACCAGAGCCAAACAUCGUGCCAGAACAAGACAAGUCCGACCUGAGGACCUGAUCGGUGUCGAGUUUCAUGCUUUUGUGUCUUACAGCCAGCACGACACCGACUGGGUGCACGACUCCCUCCUUCCCAACCUUGAAGGUCCUGCAGGAGGCCUCCGAAUCUGCCUUCAUGAGAAACACUUUGUGCCUGGAAAGACAGUUGUGGAGAACAUCCUCGGCUGCGUGGAGAAAAGCAGGCGCUCCCUGUUUGUGCUCUCGGCUCACUUUGUCAAGAGCGACUGGUGUCACUACGAGCUGUACUUCGCCAGCCACCAGCGCCUUUCCCGGGGAUCCGACAGCAUCGUACUGGUUCUGCUCGAGCCGCUGCCUCAAUACACGAUCCCAUCCAAGUACUAUCAGCUGAAGGCCAUGAUGGGCCGGCACACCUACUUGGAGUGGCCACAGGACAGGGCCAAGCACAGGCUGUUCUGGGUGAACCUCAGAGCUGCUCUACAGGCAGACCUGCCCAACGCACCGGUCACAGAGAUAGAGUGACUGCACAGGGCAGAGGAAAAGAGGAAAAGGAAGUUGCAAGAAGAAGUACGAAAGUGGCAGAGGAAGUUUGCUAGAGGGAACAUAGGAGUAAAAUCGUAGGAGCAGAGGGGACACUGUUUCGUUUGUUUAUACACUCUUGUCUGCGAGCUGAAGACAAACUGUUGUUUUAAGUUUGUACGAUUUAAAUCAUUUAGUCACUUCACAUGCUAACUCCUUGGAACAGUUCAAAAGACAUUUAAUGUUGACAUUUACAUAAACUAACAAGUUGAUCAGGUUUGUAACUAAAACAAUAAACAUUAACAGACAAUAUCAAAAAAACACGUGAUUCUUUUAUCAACACUGACAUCCAGAAAAUAUCACAAUAUGAUUAAACCACUUCAAAUGUGGUUAAAAGCACAUACUGUGGUAAAAAGGAAAACGAUGCACAUUCUGCUUUUGAAAAGAUAGAUCCACUUUUAAGGCAAGACAACUUUUCAAGUACAAUUAAAGAUGAAAAAGAGACGAGAGCUAAAAGUGAUGUAUCCUUUUGUAGAGACAGCAUCCACAGCUGCUAAGGUCAUGAGGUCAGUCCAGCUGCAUUAAAUCUGUGUCCUGAAUAUCUGUUACGAACAGAGUCAAAUGUCAGAGUCCAGGAGUCAAGGAAGAGACUGGAUGAUCAUGAUUUUUUCAUUGAUGCAGAAACGGUGAAGCACGCUCAGGAGGUUCUCCCCACAACGCGACACCUGCCUCUCCAUGGCCAGACGGAAAUCCUCUUUCACUCCUUUGGUGAUUCCCCGCGUCACUGUGUGGUGUCUGUAGAAGUGAAAAUGAUGAAAAGAAAAAAGAUGAACACAAUCAUACACAUGGUCAGAAAUGUAUUCUUAUGAGCUGAUUUGUCACAGACACAGAAAGGUGACCUAUGCGGUAAAGACAACGUCAUGAAGACAAAAUGCUAAAUUUCUCUUUCACGCUCAUCAACCAGUCAAGAUUAUUAUACAACAAAUCUUUCACAGUCAUAAAUAAAAACCACAUAAAACAUGUCCACAAAUGAAAUGUUACCAAGUGUCAUGAAAAGCAAAAAAACUAAAUCAGCUGUACAAAAAGACCAACAUAAUCCUUGUGUAACAACUAUAACAACAUCGACAACAGUAAUGACCACAGAAAGACGAGCAAUGGCUCAAAUAAACAGACGCCGACAGGAAAUCAAAGAACGUCUAAC
Messenger RNA from Pleuronectes platessa (European plaice), 3902 nucleotides. It is a transcript of the gene tlr1, whose product is annotated as toll-like receptor 1. Gene Ontology annotation, molecular function: protein binding; transmembrane signaling receptor activity. Gene Ontology annotation, cellular component: membrane. The transcript has 2 exons. The coding region runs from base 290 to 2704 and encodes 804 amino acids. The record is from RefSeq and is a predicted model, not a curated record. Lineage: Eukaryota; Metazoa; Chordata; Actinopteri; Pleuronectiformes; Pleuronectidae. Gene Ontology annotation, biological process: inflammatory response; toll-like receptor signaling pathway; immune response.